Portunus trituberculatus (swimming crab) is the source of this 3550-nucleotide messenger RNA. Its product is annotated as cell wall protein DAN4-like. Bases 145 to 3285 code for a protein of 1046 amino acids. The record is from RefSeq and is a predicted model, not a curated record. Gene Ontology annotation, molecular function: protein heterodimerization activity. Lineage: Eukaryota; Metazoa; Arthropoda; Malacostraca; Decapoda; Portunidae. The transcript is spliced from 3 exons.
GGGAAUCUGUCACUAACAGCAACAACACAAGUUUGAAAGGAUUGGCGGGGUAUGCGCUGUUUGAGCAUUUGAGGUGACAGUGAACUCUCCCUAUUGCUUCACUAGUUGUAGCAUAUGCAGCAGUGAAGUCACAGUAGCAGCAGCAUGGAUGACUCACUGGACCUCCUGAAAGAUGGUGCCACGCCUCGCACACUCUUGCGCCGCUUCAUGGCAGUAGCAGAUGUGCAAGAAACUCCAAUUCCCUUCAGAACCCGAGGAGCUGCAGCAAAGAAUGCCUCCAUUCAGAAGACUCAGAGUGGGCCCAAGAAGAGAAAAUCUUCCAGACUGAGCAAAGGAGAGCAAAGCAUGUCCCGUGAAGUUCUUCGUCAGCAGGCAAAGCAGUCUUCAUCCUUCAUGGAUCAGACCCUCAAUGCAAGUGUUAUUCAGGGUGCCAACCAGACAUAUGCCAACAUUGUCCCUCAAGAUAGUGACUCAUCUUCCUCUCUUAUCACAAGUUUUGAUAUGGAGAAAGCAGCAAAAUGGCAGAAGAGGAAGAAGAAAAAGUUGGAGGAUGCAUCAGUUCCAGCUGAAGUGGUACCCAAACCUCCUGCAAAAAAGAAAAGGAAGAAGAAAGAUCUCCCAUCAACUAAUAGUACUACAGAAUCUUUAAGUGAGGAAGGGAAAUCUGGGGAGAAGGCUGCUGACACUACAAACAUCAUAGCUCAAGAAGUGCAGCCUGAUGAGCCAGAGACUCAAAGUACACAGUCCUCUACAGAAGCAAAUGCAGCAGAAAAUGAGUCACUGCUUAGCCUGCCAAGCACUGCAUCACCUACAACAGAAACAGAAAAAAUUAUAUCUGAUGUUUCUGGUGAUGUUUCCUCUAUAGGUGAUGGAUCAUACUCUUUCAUAUCAGAAAAGGAUGAUUCUCAUAUAAGCAUAAAGAAUACCAAGGUUAGGUUUGGUAGUCAGAUUAAAUCUCGGCAAUUAAACCUUCCUUCUAUAAUUGAACUUUUGCCGGCAAAACAAAAGUCUGCUGAUCCACAGACUGUUACAAGUGCUGAAGAUGCUUUUGAUGCUCCAGAUAUGCAGGCUCCUCCUCCAGAAUCCUCAGCACCAUCACCUGAAGCCUCACAGGAAUCAGGCAAUAGAACAUCCCAGGACAUUAGUAAUGAUUUUAUCCUCCCUCCUCUAAGCUUCAGGGAUGAGGAGACCUCCACAACAGACAUUUUACGUGAAGCUAAUUUCUCAGCUCAUGACCUGGGAAAAAGAAUUUCUGCAACAUAUAUUCACCAAGAAGAACCUGAAGCAAGUCAAGGUCUGCUAAAUAUACAAGAGGAAGAUACACUAUUAGAUCUUAAAGGUACUCCAGCAGAUCAACUGAAGGCUCUGAGUGAAGUCAUCACACCUGCAGCCACACCCAGACUUACAAGAUCAGCACAGAAGAGUGUGGCUGAGGUUGCUGCCACCACCACACCCACACCUACAAGGUCAACACGAAAGAGUGUGGGUGAGGUUGCUGCCACCACCACACCCACACCCACAAGAUCAACACAAAAGAGUGUGGGUGAGGUUGCUGCCACCACCACACCCACAAGAUCAACACAAAAGAGUGUGGGUGAGGUUGCUGCCAUUACCACACCCACACCCACGAGGUCAACACGAAAGAGUGUGGGUGAGGUUGCUGCCACCACCACACCCACACCCACAAGACCAACACAAAAGAGUGUGGGUGAGGUUGCUGCCACCACCACACCCACACCCACAAGAUCAACACGAAAGAGUGUGGGUGAGGUUACUACCACCACCAUACCCACACCCACAAGGUCAGCACAGAAGAGUGUGGCUGAGGUCACUGCCACCACCCCAUCCACACCCACAAGGUCAGCACAGAAGAGUGUGGCUGAGGUCACUGCCACCAACCCAUCCACACCCACAAGAUCAGCACAGAAGAGUGUGGCUGAGGUUGCUGCCACCACCACACCCACACCCACAAGGUCAGCACGGAAGAGUGUGGCUGAGGUUGCUGCUACCAUCACACCCACAAGGUCAGCACGGAAGAAUUUGGUUGAGGUCGCUGCCACCACCACACCCACAAGGUUGGCACAGAAGAGUGUGGCUGAGGUCACUGCCACCACCACACCCACAAGGUUGGCACAGAAGAGUGUGGCUGAGGUCACUGCCACCACCACACCCACACCCACAAGGUCAGCACAGAAGAGUGUGGCUGUUUUGGCAAGUCCUCAAACAGAUAAGACAGUGAAAGACACAUCUACCACUGGAUCUCCAAGGCAAACCAGAAUGUCUCAAGCCUCUGAUGCUUGGCAGGUCUCUGAAGCCAUUGCAUCACUACCUUCUAAUGAGGGCACAGGUGGGCCAUCAUCACAUCCCCCAGUUGAAGAAUCUCAUAAUUCCCAAGAAAUUGGUAAAUCGCAACAACAUGCUUCUGAAGAUAAUGAAGAUGAUAUAUUUGAAGAUGAUAGUCCUAGCAAGAAGAGGAGAAUAAGUGGUUCUUUGUCUAGAGGUGCUGCUCAGAAUGUCUUGCCAGAGGAUGCUAUUGAAGAAGCACCACUUUCUGAUAGUGAAGAUGAAUAUGCCUCGAAUUUAGAACCAUUACAACUAUCUUUUCAUGGCAGUGAUAAGAGUGCAACAUCUGCCUCACCUGUCAAUGCUCUGAAGGUAAAGACUACAUCAACCACAAAGCCUAAAGCACAACCAUCAACUCCCUUCACUACAGCCAAAGUAAGACAGAUGACGUUGAAGGAGUUUCUGGAACAGCUGAAGACAAAACCAGUGCCACCACCAGUUCCUAAACCCAAACCAUUAUUGGCAGGUCUUCUUGGAGCCCCAUCAACCAGCAAGACCUCAGCUAAGCCUCUGCAAAAACAUAAACAGAAAAAAGGUACAAAAAAGUCACAGAUGCCAGCUACUUUUCCACGGUCAGUCACCAAAGAAGUGUUUACACAUUUUUCUAAGUGCCGAGUGACUGCAGCAGCAGUGAAUGAGGUGAUGAAUUUCAGUGGGAUUUUUUGGUCAAACUUAACAAAGGACAUAUAUUCAUUGGCUUCUGAGACUUCCAACCAAAUUGAAGCCAGCACUGUGGAGAAGGUGAUGAAGCGGAUUAAGAUAAUUACUCCAGAACAGUCUCUCAAUUCACUUGUUGAAGAAUUGCUGCCUAUGGAAAUGUGGAAUAUGUUUUUGCCUUUCCCAGAUGUUGCCAAAAACCCUUUCCCUCCCAUCACUGGCCAGCUGUCUAAAGUGUAUCAAUCUGAUGACCUGGAGAAUGAGGAGGAAGAAACUGCAGGAUAGUAGGAUGGACAGCAAUAUGCCUGUUUGAAGUGUGACUCCAUUUAUAUGAAUUAGAUAAAUAAUAGGUGUGUAAGCCAAGGUAUAUUUUGUUUAAGUUGAUUAUGGAUAUUUUUAUAAGGUAGAAUUGAAAGGAAUAUUCCCUUAUGAACAACAAAACUCUUUAAGAACUGUAUUUUAUUGACAACAAAACUCUUAAGAACUAUUUUAUUCUCUUCUAUUUUUUUUUUAUAUGAAAUGGUUAACAUAUAUAAAGUUUUUAAUCCAA